Molecule: messenger RNA, 771 nt
Organism: Amborella trichopoda
Lineage: Eukaryota; Viridiplantae; Streptophyta; Magnoliopsida; Amborellales; Amborellaceae
Source: RefSeq, a predicted model, not a curated record
CCUCACUCACUCUACGAACAAGCUUCCAUUUCUUUCUUGAGUGAGAAGGGCAGUGUAUCCUACCGACUGACUGAGAGAGAAGAUGGUGGCAGCAAAGGCCUUCCUCGUUAUCACCCUAUUGCUCCUUGUAGCCACCCUACUUGUCUACACAGCAGACUGCAAAGAGCAGGUGGACGCGAAACAACAGAUUCAAGAGCAAGCUCAUGGGGGUGGAUGCAAAUACGGUUGCUGCAAGAAAAGCCCACACGGCUGCACGAAGUGUUGCCCUCAUCCUACAGAACAAGGAGAAGUAGUAGUGGAGCCCGAAGCUGGGUCGCACUGCAAGCACGGGUGCUGCUACAUGUAUCACCAUGAGUGCAGGCGCUGCUGCGCCCACUCUAAUGAGGCCAAGUUCGUCAUUGACGAUCAUGAUGUUGCAAACACACAGGCAGAACAAGGCCACGGACACUGCAAACAUGGAUGCUGCCACAUGGAUCACGGCCACUGCAAGCGCUGCUGCUCCCACGCUAAUGAGGCCGUCGUCAUCGAAGAACCCUAAGAUAAUAUCACCACCUUUACUAAAUAAAUCAGGAGGUCUACCUAUCUAUGUAUGAUUUAAGGUCUUAAAGAGUGGUAUUUGAGAAUAAAAGGGCCAGAAAAGCGAGUCUUAAGUGAGCCCAUCGUUGCUGAAUGCAACCGUGUGUCUGUCUCUAUCCGUUGUAAUGAAGGAAACAAUCACGUCAUGUGGCCUUAGUUCCAUGGUGCUAUUAACUAUACUGUCUGUUGUCUUAA